Ricinus communis (castor bean) is the source of this 1756-nucleotide messenger RNA. Its product is annotated as wax ester synthase/diacylglycerol acyltransferase 4. Gene Ontology annotation, biological process: triglyceride biosynthetic process. The coding region runs from base 75 to 1526 and encodes 483 amino acids. Gene Ontology annotation, molecular function: diacylglycerol O-acyltransferase activity; long-chain-alcohol O-fatty-acyltransferase activity. The transcript is spliced from 5 exons. Gene Ontology annotation, cellular component: plasma membrane. NCBI's taxonomy places the organism in Eukaryota, Viridiplantae, Streptophyta, Magnoliopsida, Malpighiales, Euphorbiaceae. The record is from RefSeq and is a predicted model, not a curated record.
UUAUAAAUUAAGUAGCUAGCAUUUGAAGUUUAGGACCUGAAAAACCAAAGUGGAAUACUGAAACAAAUAUUAAAAUGACAAGUGCAACUCAAGAAACGAAAUUCAUGGAGUUCAAGCAAGAAGAAGAAAUAAUCGUGGAGCCUGUUAGUCCAACAGGGCAAUAUUUUAAUAGCUCAGUGCUAUCAAUAUGUGUUCUUGGUGUUUUGGAAUCUGAAAUUCCAAUUGAUGACUCUCCUACCAUGACUUUACUUCAAGAUGUUUUCCUCCCCAUCAAUCCUCGCUUCUCCUCCAUCAUGGUUACUGAUAAAAAUGGUGGAAAACAAUGGAAAAGAGUUGCUGUCAAGCUGAAGAACCAUGUCAAUGUCCCUAAUUUCCCAACUGGAUUAUCACCAAAAUCUUAUGACAAAUACUUCAAUGAUUAUAUAUCAAGAGUAGCUUUGGAACCUCUUCCUCAAAACCAACCCUUAUGGGAAAUCCACGUCAUAAAAUACCCAACAAGCAAUGCAGCUGGAAAUCUCAUUUUCAAGCUUCACCAUGCACUUGGAGAUGGAUUUUCUCUAAUGGGUGCUCUUCUUUCCUGUCUACAAAGGGUAGACAACCCUUCUCUUCCGCUGACAUUUCCUUCACUUCAACUUCCUUCAAAACCUGAAAUUAUGAGCAAGAGUAAGAAGGGGAUUGUUGCCAAAUCUCUUGUUAGCUCGAUCUUUAAUACCAUGUCUGAUUUUGGGUGGAGCCUUCUUAAGAGCAGUUUAGUUGAAGAUGUUCAAUCCCCAAUACGAUCUGGCGAAGAUGGGGUAGAGUUUAAGCCAACUACCUUGUCAACAAUGACAUUCUCUCUUGAUCGUAUCAAACAGAUUAAGUCCAGGCUUGGAGUAACGAUAAAUGAUGUGAUUACUGGGAUAAUCUUCUAUGGAAUUCGAUUAUAUAUGCAAGCAGUUGGUGAUGAAGCAGCAAAUUCACAUUCUACAGCAUUAGUGUUACUGAACACUAGGAUCGUUGGUGGGUACAAAUCAGUAAAAGAAAUGGUGAAGCCUAAUGCCGAGUCGCCAUGGGGAAACCAGUUUGGAUUCUUGCAUGUGUCAAUGCCUGAGUUAACCAAGGCUGCAGUUUCUAAUCCACUUCAGUUUGUUGAGAAAGCACAGCAAAUAAUCAAGAAGAAAAGAAGCUCUCUUGCUGUUAAUCUCACUGGCAGACUCCUUGAAGCUCUAAGGAAACUUAGAGGCCCAGAGGUGACAGCCAAGUAUAUCCACAGCACACUCAAGAAUUCAAGCAUGACAAUAUCCAAUGUAAUUGGACCAGUUGAAAAGAUGGCUUUGGCUAAUCAUCCAAUUAAAGGCUUAUACUUUAUGGUCGUUGGUGUACCUCAGAGUCUUACCAUAACAAUGGUGAGUUAUACAGGACAGCUUAGAAUAGCUGUGGGAACAGAGAAGGAUUUCAUAGAUCCUCAAAAGUUCCGGUCAUGCAUAGAGAAUUCCUUUGAGAUGAUAUACGAAUACUCUUGUGGAAAACCUUCAAGAACAAAUUAAAAUCAGAGGCCGCAGAAAAACAUGCAUUUGCCUUAUGAAUCUUCUUUUGCUUCCUUCAUCAGUGAGAAAGCCAUCUCUUCAUAACAUGUUUGUUAAAAACAAAAGAAGAUUCGUAAGGCAUAAGAAUAUAUAUGAUAUAGUCAUAAUUUAAUUCCAUAAGGAAUUUUUAUUCUUUGGAUAUAUUUAUAUAUGUCAUGGAUUGCAAUAAAUUCAAAAUGGUGUUUGCCUUA